Molecule: messenger RNA, 9805 nt
Organism: Epinephelus lanceolatus (giant grouper)
Lineage: Eukaryota; Metazoa; Chordata; Actinopteri; Perciformes; Serranidae
Source: RefSeq, a predicted model, not a curated record
GAGUGUGCGCGCGCUGGUAUAAUCUGACAGCACGCUGGGGCUGCGUUUCCCAAGAAAAGCUCAGCUCUCUCAGUUUUCUGCCCGUCUUAUUGCCGCUCUCAUUGUCUUUGCCGACAGUGAUAAAGAGAGCAGUUCAACCACGGGCCUGUUUUUGGAAUAAGAAAAGCAUUGCUGUUUUCUGACUUUGAGAGAAGAAAGAAGGGACUCCUCUGGAAUUUCCUAAGGAUUUUAUUCGGACAGCCCCGUUACCGGGGCUUUGCAUUCUACCGCCUGGGUAUAUAAUGUGACCAAGUACUCUACACUAGGGAGAUUCUGAGGAGUUCUCUUCUUUCAUCACUCUGGUCCGAGGCAGCAAUCGCAAAUCAUUAUUCCAAACAGGUGGGGGCAAAGGGAGCAAUCUUUUCAGUGGUGAGUCGGCGAGGUAAAACUGCAGCAGCGGGCAGCAUGUUGGCACCUGCAUGAACCCAACAGAGGAGCCUCAUUUCUUGUUCUCUUUCCUGAGACGUCAACCACAGGAUGAGGCCUGCGGCAGGUCUCAGGAGAGAGAAUGUUCCAUGACUUUCACACCUUCGACCUCAAGCUCUUGAACUGUUGGGAGGGUUGCUUGAGUGCUGAAAGGCUGUGAAUACCCUGCAUCUGAGAAAUCAGACCAGACUGACUCACAGGGCUCUGUGAGCCAGCGCCACCGAGGCUGCCAAAGCAUGCUGGUGCCAAGCUGUCCCACCAUGCACAGAGCCAGACCCACGCUGCUGCUGCCGCUGCUGCUUGUCCUGGGUCUGUUCCUCCACCUCGCCGACGCUCAAACACCACCAAAGUUUUUAAGAACCCCCAAUGACCAAACAGGCGUGCAAGGAGGCGUGGCGUCCUUCAUUUGCCAAGCUACGGGAGAUCCACGGCCGAAGAUUGUGUGGAACAAGAAGGGGAAGAAAGUCAGCAACCAGAGAUUUGAGGUAGUGAUAGAGUUCGACGACGGCUCUGGUUCAGUGCUAAGAAUUCAGCCAUUGCGCACGCCCCGAGAUGAAGCCAUAUAUGAAUGUGUCGCCUCCAACAGUGUUGGAGAGACGAGCGCUACCACCAGACUCACUGUUUUACGUGAGGACCAGCUGCCCCCUGGUUUCCCCACCAUAGACAUGGGCCCACAGUUGAAAGUGGUGGAGCGAACACGCACUGCCACCAUGCUCUGUGCCGCCAGCGGCAACCCCGAUCCAGACAUCUCCUGGUUUAAAGACUUCCUCCCUGUCAACACCACCAACAACAAUGGGCGCAUUAAGCAGCUCAGAUCAGAAUCCUUUGGUGGUACACCAAUAAGAGGAGCCCUCCAGAUAGAGCAGAGCGAAGAGUCUGACCAGGGGAAGUAUGAAUGUGUGGCGACCAACAACGAUGGAACCCGCUACUCUGCCCCAGCGAAUCUUUAUGUCAGAGAGCUGCGAGAAGUACGCCGGGUGCCACCGCGAUUCUCCAUUCCACCUACAGACAAUGAGAUCAUGCCAGGCGGCAGUGUCAAUAUCACGUGUGUGGCAGUGGGCUCGCCCAUGCCAUAUGUCAAAUGGAUGUUGGGUGCUGAGGACCUGACGCCAGAGGACGACAUGCCUAUUGGACGGAACGUCUUGGAGCUCACAGACGUCCGGCAGUCAGCCAAUUACACCUGUGUGGCCAUGUCAACCCUGGGGGUGAUAGAGGCUGUGGCACAGAUAACAGUGAAAGCAUUGCCCAAGGCUCCUGGCAUUCCUGUGGUGACCGAGCGCACAGCCACCAGCAUAACAUUGACUUGGGAUUCCGGCAAUCCUGAACCAGUGUCCUACUACAUCAUCCAACACAAGUCCAAGUACUCAGAGGACUCGUAUAAAGAGAUUGAUGGUGUAGCUACCACUCGAUACAGCGUAGGAGGCCUCAGCCCGUACUCAGACUACGAGUUUCGGGUGGUGGCGGUGAACAACAUUGGGCGAGGGCCACCCAGUGAGAGCAUCGAGGCCAAAACAGCUGAGCAGGCACCCAGCACGGCACCAAGGCAGGUCAGAGGUCACAUGCUGAGCACCACCACAGCUGUCAUCCACUGGGAUGAACCUGAGGAGGCUAACGGGCAGAUCAUGGGCUAUCGAGUCUACUACACCAUGGAUUCCACCCAGCACGUCAACCUCUGGGAGAAGCAGAUAGUUCGGGGGUCUAACUUUGUCACCAUCCAGGGCCUCAUCCCCAAUAAGACCUACUACAUCAAGGUUUUGGCCUACACCUCAGUAGGCGACGGACCUCUUUCCCCAGACCUUCAAAUCAUCGCAAAGACAGGAGUUCCCUCCCAACCAACUGACUUCAAAGGAGAAGCCAAAUCAGAAACAAGUAUUUUGCUGUCAUGGAUCGCCCCAGCACAGACCGGACAGGAAAAUCAAAUCACAGGAUAUGAUCUUAUAUACAGGAAGAGGGAUGACAAAGAGGAGAAACGUAUCAGCUUUGAGCCGACAACAACAUACUUGCUAAAGGACUUGAAGCCCUUCACUACUUAUACUUUCCGGCUGGCUGCCCGUAGUAAACAUGGAGUUGGAGCUUACACCAAUGAGAUCUCGGCAGAAACUCCACAGACACAACCCUCGGGCCCACCUCAAGGAGUCAAGUGCUAUAGCCCCAGCUCCACCAAUGUCCUGGUAAGUUGGCGGCCACCACCAGUGGAAUUACAAAAUGGGAUCAUAACGCAGUACACCAUCCAAUAUGCUGCAACUGAAGGGGGAAAUACUACUGCUCUUCAAAUCACCAACAUACCACCGGAAAGCUCUCAGUACCUUUUGGAAAACUUGGAGAAAUGGACAGAGUACCGUGUGACGGUCACUGCUCAUACAGAUGUCGGGGCAGGACCGGAAAGCCUGCCACAGCUCAUCCGCACAGAGGAGGAUGUUCCUAGCGGGCCACCUCGUAAAGUUGAGGUGGAGGCUGUCAACUCCUCAUCAAUUAAAGUGAUCUGGCGUUCACCGAUGCCCACCAAGCAGCACGGUCAGAUCCGAGGGUACCAGGUGCACUAUGUCAGGAUGGUUAAUGGGGAGCCCACAGGACAGCCAGUCAUCAAGGACAUCCUGAUUGAUGAUGCCCAGUGGGAAUAUGAUGAUUCAACCGAACAUGAAAUGAUCAUCACAGAACUGCAGGCUGAGACCACAUAUUCAGUAACUGUGGCAGCCUAUACGACAAAGGGCGACGGUGCACGCAGCAAGCCCAAACUGAUCACCACCACUGGCGCAGUUCCUGAUAAACCACGGCUAAUGGUCAGUACAACCAACAUGGGCACAGCUCUCCUCCAGUGGCAUCCCCCAGCAUUAACCCAUGGUCCCUUGCAAGGCUACCGCCUCCGUUUUGGCCGCAAAGACGUGGAUCCACUGACUGUCAUCGAGUUCCCCGAGCGAGAGAACCACUACACUACCAAAGAGAUCCAUAAGGGAGCCUCAUACACUUUUCGCCUUUCCGCGCGCAACAAGGUGGGCUUUGGCGAAGAAACGGUCAAAGAAGUCACCACAAAUGAGGAUGUCCCAAGCGGCUACCCUCAGAGCAUUACAGCAGAGGGCGCCACCACCUCCACCAUUCAGGUUAGCUGGCAACCUGUUUUGCUGGCAGAGCGAAACGGCCAAAUAGUGAAAUAUGCUCUGCAGUAUAAGGACAUCAACAGCCCACGCAGUCCCUCGGAACUCUUCAUCACCGCCCCGGAAUCAACAGUCAUCCUGGAUGGCCUUAAGGCAGAUACCACUUAUGAUAUUAAAAUGUGUGCCUUCACCAGCAAGGGCUCUGGUCCCUAUAGCCCAAGUGUCCAAUUCAGGACACAGCCUUUGGAUCAAGCAGUGUUUGCAAAAAAUUUUCACGUGAGAGCUGCCAUGAAGACAUCCGUGUUGCUGACCUGGGAAAUCCCAGACACCUACAACCCAGCUCAGCCUUUCACUAUCCUCUAUGAUAAUGGGCAGAGUGUGGAGGUGGAUGGGAAGCUAACACAGAAGCUAAUCACGGGUCUUCAGCCUGAGACACAGUACUCCUUUCUCCUAACCAAUCGUGGCAACAGUGCCGGAGGUCUGCAGCAUCGUGUUUCCACCAUGACGGCCCCAGACAUCCUCCGCACCAAACCAUAUCUGAUUGGUAAAACCAACUCAGAUGGUAUGGUGACUGUGGAGCUACCAUCAGUGCAGACAUCUGAGAAAAUAAGGGGAUACUACAUUGUGGUAGUGCCUCUGAAGAAGCAGCGCACUGGCAAGUUUUUCAAACCCUGGGACAAUCCGGACGAGAUGAAUUUGGAGGAGCUGCUGAAGGAGAUAAACCGUACAAGUAGAGGCCUUCGAUUCCGGAGGCAGGCAGAGCCCAAAGCCUACAUCGCUGCUUCCUUCAUAGACCUGCCCAGCGACUUCACCCUGGGAGAUGGAAAGACCUACAGGGGCUUUGAAAACAAGAAACUCCAGAAUGGCCAGGAGUACAUCUUCUUUGUGCUCGCUGUUUUGGAGAUGUCUGAAAACAUCAUGUACGCCACCAGCCCCUACUCCGACCCAGUUGUAUCAACUGACAUCGAUCCCCAGCCGAUCAUCGACGAGGAGGAAGGCCUGAUCUGGGUGGUGGGCCCUGUGCUAGCCGUUGUCUUCAUCAUAUGCAUCGUCAUUGCCAUCCUCCUCUACAAAAGCAAACCAGACAGAAAAAGAGCAGAAUCUGAAGCUAGGAAAGGCAGUCUCCCCAACAGCAAGGAAAUGCCACUGCAUCAUCCCACUGACCCUGUUGAACUUCGACGCCUCAACUUCCAAACGCCUGGUUCAGGUGCGUCCAGUCACCCCAGUAACCUCCAUUUGUCAAGUAUGGCUAGCCACCCUCCAAUCCCAAUUAUGGACCUGGCAGAUCAUCUAGAGCGCCUGAAAGCCAACGACAACCUCAAGUUUUCACAAGAAUAUGAGUCCAUCGACCCUGGCCAGCAGUUCACAUGGGAGCACUCCAACCUGGAGGUCAACAAACCAAAGAACAGAUAUGCCAACGUGAUUGCCUACGACCACUCCAGAGUCUUGCUCUCUGCUAUUGACGGUAUCCCUGGAAGUGAUUAUAUCAAUGCCAACUACAUCGAUGGCUACAGGAAGCAGAAUGCCUACAUUGCCACCCAAGGAUCUCUGCCAGAGACGUUUGGUGAAUUCUGGAGGAUGAUCUGGGAGCAGAGGAGUGCAAUCAUCGUCAUGAUGACAAAACUGGAGGAGAGGUCCAGGGUGAAAUGUGACCAAUAUUGGCCUACAAGAGGGACAGAGACAUACGGCCUCAUCCAAGUGACACUACUAGACACAGUAGAGCUGGCCACAUACUGUGUCAGGACAUUUGCACUUUUUAAAAAUGGCUCCAGUGAGAAGAGAGAGGUGAGGCAGUUUCAGUUCACGGCCUGGCCAGACCACGGGGUACCGGAGCACCCCACUCCGUUCCUGGCCUUCCUGAGACGGGUGAAAGCUUGCAAUCCUCCAGAUGCAGGGCCCAUGGUGGUACACUGCAGUGCUGGGGUGGGACGCACAGGUUGCUUCAUCGUGAUUGAUGCCAUGAUGGAGCGUAUCAAGCACGAGAAGACUGUGGACAUCUAUGGGCACGUAACACUAAUGCGUGCCCAGCGCAACUACAUGGUGCAGACAGAGGACCAGUAUGUCUUCAUACAUGACGCGCUGCAAGAGGCCGUCAACUGCGGCACCACCGAAGUGCCCGCCAGAAACCUAUACGCCUACAUCCAGAAACUGACGCAAAUAGAAGGUGGAGAGAAUGUCACCGGCAUGGAACUUGAGUUCAAGCGUUUAGCUAACACUAAAGCCCAUACAUCACGAUUCAUCAGUGCCAAUCUCCCCUGCAACAAGUUCAAGAAUCGCCUUGUUAACAUAAUGCCAUACGAGUCCACACGAGUGUGUCUUCAGCCCAUUCGAGGAGUUGAGGGCUCUGACUACAUCAAUGCCAGUUUCAUUGAUGGGUACAGGCAACAGAAAGCCUAUAUUGCCACACAGGGACCACUGGCAGAGACCACAGAGGACUUCUGGAGAAUGCUCUGGGAGCACAACUCUACUAUUGUCGUUAUGCUCACCAAGCUUAGAGAAAUGGGCAGGGAAAAAUGCCACCAGUACUGGCCAGCAGAGAGGUCGGCCAGAUACCAGUACUUUGUGGUGGACCCCAUGGCCGAGUAUAACAUGCCCCAGUAUAUACUGAGAGAGUUCAAAGUGACUGAUGCCAGGGAUGGACAGUCACGAACAGUAAGGCAGUUUCAGUUCACAGACUGGCCUGAACAAGGAGUGCCAAAAUCAGGAGAGGGCUUUAUCGAUUUCAUUGGCCAAGUACAUAAAACAAAAGAGCAGUUCGGCCAAGAUGGGCCUAUCUCUGUCCACUGUAGCGCGGGUGUUGGUAGAACUGGAGUUUUCAUCACCCUCAGCAUCGUCUUGGAACGAAUGAGAUACGAGGGCGUAGUAGACAUCUUUCAGACAGUGAAAAUGUUACGGACACAGAGACCAGCUAUGGUGCAGACAGAGGAUCAAUACCAGUUCUGCUACAGAGCUGGCUUGGAGUACCUGGGAAGCUUUGAUCACUAUGCAACGUAAAAGACCCAGUAUUGGAAGAAAAAAGCAGAGGGCCCUUUGGAAAGAAAACCCAGUGAGCCUCUCUUCUGAGCCAUAAAUUCCUGCUUGAGAAAGUACUCCUUAACUCCUUGCUAACAACUCAUUAAGUGUUGGAUGUGUGACAUGACUUGUCAAAAAAUGAAAAAGAUGAUUCCCGGAGGACCAAGUAUUUCCCAACCCCGAUAAAACCUCGCCUUGAAACAAAGCGAGGGAAUCCUGACUGUUGAAGCAUCGUACGGAAUUACCUUUUCUUUUGCUUCAAGGAUUCAUUUUGGGGCUCAUAAAACUGAAUGAAACCAACACAACAAAAAAGUAAAUGAACAAUAAUGACAUCGUCAGAAAUGCAUCAAUGAUUAUGAACCAUUACGAGAGGCAUUGGAGGCACACAGAAUUGCGGGGGGAAAAAACUUGAUGCACAUUGUAAAGAAAAAAAAAUCUGUUUCACAAUCAAGUACACACAGACAACCCAUCGAAAAAGAAGACAAUGCUUGGUCCACAACAGCAGGACAGACUUAAAGUAAUAAUGAAUAAAUACCCCUUUCCUGUCGCAAUGUUCAUCAUCUAAAUUUUGGGAGAGGGUAAAGCUCAAAUGAUCUAUGAAAUAAAUAAAAAUUAUUGAUUUAGUUUUUUAGUACUUUAUUAUACAGCUGAUGUGCUUUUUUUGAACUGUGUGAAUUUCCUUUUUUUACACAAAUUUAUCGCUUGGGAAAAAAAGUGAUAAAACGUAUUUACGUAAAUGUUAUUUUUUUUUAAAGCUGUAGAACUGUUCUGACGUAUGUGCUAUUUUGCAGAGGAUCUCUUUGCUUGUUUUUUUUUUUUUUUUUUAUUAUUUUGUUUUUAUUUUUCCCUCAUUUUGUUGCACUUGGUGCACGGAACAGAAUUCACACUACCAAAAUGUAAGUUUGUUCAAGAGUUAUUUUCGGGUCUUGAUUUUUCUCUUUGGUUUUGUUUCUGUCCAUGAUCACAUACAUGGUACCUUAAUUACUCCCAUAAGAUAAACUGGGGCUUUGUGGAAUCAACAGGGAUGAGCAAAGUAUGAAGUUGCUGCUACCGAUUAUCUUAGUUCUUCCAUGUUAGAAGGAUGACAAGAGAGAACCUGAUGAAUUGGAUAAGAUAUAUGAAUAUAUAGAUAUAUGGUACAGAUUGUCAAAUAUAUGUGAAAUAUAUAUUAAAGCAUAAAUAUAACAUUCUCUAUAUAUUGAUAAAGUACAUAAUUUAUGAGUAAAAAGUAUAUGAAAUAUGGAUCAUCUAUGAAAGCUUCCAAAUUGAGAGUCGUGUGCUAUGGGGGAAAUGAAAUGAGAUUUUUCACUGGAAUGCACAUCAGUAGGACAAAAUUGUAUUCUGAUUCAGUGCAUCUUUUCUUGUGCAAUAAAUAUGUGUGUUUUUAGAUAGGGUUUUAUGUGGAUAUGUCAUUCACUCAUGACAUUGUUGUUCCCCCCGCAACUGAGGUGUGGGAGUGGGAAUGUCAGGUGCCAGUCACAGCAUCACUGGUGCAUUUUUUUCCAAGCUCUCCUACAGUCUGUAAUUAGAGGUAGAGGGGUCACACAGCCGCAAUCACCGCUCCACACAAUAGGGCAAGGUACAAAGACGUCACUUUCUUGUGGUUCUUUAAAGCGUUCAAUGGUAAUGACAUUUCUUUUUUCAUUUUGCAUUUAGAGUGCCUUAUAUUUAUGCCUGUUUUUAUAAUGUUUCAUUUAACAUGUUAAUGUAUCCUUUGAGUAACCUAGGCAUUUAGUAUAAAUGUAACUGUAUAGUUUAUUUACCUUUAGUAUUCAUUUGUCACACGAUGAGAUUAUAUAUGCAAAUAAGAACAUUUCAAAACUCAUAUUUUUCAUUUUCAGUGGCCUUAUUGUGGCUGAGUGAAUUAGAAUACAACUGUUUAUAUAUCACUGACCUCGGCAGAAAACAGUCAACAAUACACAGUAGUUACACAACAUAUAUUUAACAUUUCCAGACAUAGAGACAGGGAUGAGAUUGCAGAAUACUGCUCUCAGAACUAAACAGGAUGAAGGCCCAAACAUUACAGUCAUGAGCUUUUCACCAACUGUCACCAUGGUCGCAUUUUAAAAUUGUCAAACGAAAAAUAGAUUCGGUCAAAAAGAAUGCCUAAUGCGCAGGUCAUCACCGCAGGGUUUCUUCUUCUUCAUGCCUUAGGUUUGAAUCCCAGACUUCAUGUGUGUCACUACAGAGAGCAGAUAUAGAGAAACACAAUCUGCAACGAAAUUUCAGUUCUGUUAUCCUGACAAUCCUAAACGGUGUUCCUUUUUUUACGACGUUACACUUAGAGACUGGGGUUUAGUUGGGUUGUGUUUCAGUCUUCGUGUUGAGCAGCAUCUUUAACUUCUCCAUACCCUCUUUGAUGGCUUUGUGGAUGUGCAUUCCAGGUGCUUUCUUUCCCUUGUUAACUCAAGCAGCUAUGUGUUUUACUUUUGUCAACUGCUUAACUGAUUACUUUUGUCAUAAUUUUUGAGAUAUAAAAGUGCUAUUAUUUAACCUCAUGGUGGCUAACGUUACAUUAUGUUCAAGUCUCGGAUGUUUAUUUUCUCAUCUCAGUUUUUCCUUGUUUUUAAAAAAUGGAUUUUCCAUAUGCAGGGUGAAACAUUGCAGAAUGGCCGAAGCUGGCCUGGUAGGAAGAUUUGCACUUUCUCUAUCUUUGUACUAUGCACUGCCCUAUUGAUUCUAAACCCAAUAAUAUAUUACUUGAACCCAUCUAUAAAAAAAAAAAAAAUCUCCUUAAACGUUCACUUUGUGUGUAUGUAAAUAACACAAAAAAGGUAUCAACUCUUGAAAAAGACAAAAAAAAAAAAAAGUUUGUGGCGAAAAAGAGCAUCCAUUCUGAUGAUGCCAUGGUUACUCCAGCAGAUGACUUCAGAAAAAUCUGUCCCCCAACCAUCUGUUCUUGUGGCUUUGCCAUUCAAGCUUGGAGUGUCAUUAACAGAAAUAAACGUUGUGUUCUCUGCUCUCUCUAUCUAUCUCUCGUCUGGAUGCAUAGACUGAAAAUUAAAUAAUGAAAUUGUAAAAAAAAAAAAAAAAAUGGCUUGUUAAAAAGAUCAUACAAUUACCUCUGAUUAGUUGUAAGCGUAAACUGUUUCUUUUUCUGAAUGAAAGGAGUGCUUUUUAUUUUCUUACUUAGGUUACAUUGGUGGCGAAAGAAGUCUGUAUGAAAAUCAGUUCUUUGCUGACACAAGUUCCAUUUGUUAUAAAUUAAUUCUAUUAAAAAAUGUCAGUGUUAUGCA